Juglans microcarpa x Juglans regia is the source of this 1188-nucleotide messenger RNA. RefSeq lists its product as uncharacterized. The record is from RefSeq and is a predicted model, not a curated record. The transcript has 3 exons. Lineage: Eukaryota; Viridiplantae; Streptophyta; Magnoliopsida; Fagales; Juglandaceae. Bases 1 to 1188 code for a protein of 395 amino acids.
AUGUUAAAUGUUUCUAGAUUACAUUGGUGGAGACACCGGCUUGAUUUUGAUGAUUGUGGCUCGAAUAUCGAGGUUGGUGGCAAACUUUGGUUCAUGUGGAAGAAUGAGUUGAAUCUGGUAAUUGAUAGUAUGAGUGAGCAACAUGUUACUAUGCGCAUUGUUGAUAACUUACAACUUGUGUUUCUGACUUUUGUUUAUGCUAAGUGCAACUAUCAAGAGUGGUGUCGAUUAUGGAGUCAUUUAGAAGCUUUUAAUUGUACUGACCCAUGGUUAGUUAUGGGUGAUUUUAACAUAAUUCGGCAUGAUGGUGAAAGAUGUGGUGGUCGUCCACGGCUGGCUACUGCUAUGGAUGAUUUCAAUGCAUGUUUGGAUAAUUGUGGUCUCAUUGAGAUGAGCUAUACUGGAAAUUCAUUUUCUUGGUGUAAUGGGCAUCAAAAUCUAUCUCGUAGUUGGGCUCGGCUUGAUUGUACUCUUCUCAAUGUUGCGGGCAUGGAUGUCUUCUCAGAAGCUAAUUUUCUAUAUCUUCCCUGUUUUAUGGAUCUAGUUUCUCGGGCUUGGCAGGAGGAAUCCAAUGGUUCAGGUCUUCUUAGAUUGGCUGGUUUACAGUUGCAUAUUGCAGAGUUGGAAGCUCGUAUUCAGGAGCUCGAGAACAAUUUGCAAGAUGGUUACUCAGCUGAUUUGAAGUCGGAUUUGUUGUUGUCUCAUUUGGAGUUAUCGGUUUGGGUGGAAAGGGAAGAGACUCGCUUGGCUCAGCAAGCAAAGCAGACUUGGGUACAAAAGGGUGAGGCGAAUAUUAGUUUUUUCCAUGCUGUGAGUAAGAAGAUUCGGUUUCUAAUCAAAAUGAUGCGGCUUGGGGAUGGGACAAUGCUUACCUCACCUAAACAGAUCCAUGUGAGUGUAGUAGAUUAUUUUCAUGAAUUCCUGGAUCUUAGUGGGCUGAUUGAUAUUGUUAUCACAGAAGAGGACAACAGGGCUUUGUGUAGGGUUCCGUCAUCUCAAGAGGUUUAUGAUGCCCUUUGGUCCAUUCCUGUGGAUAGUUGUCCGGGUCCGGAUGGUUUCAUUUCGGGUUUCUUUAAAUCCUGCUGGCACAUCAUCAAUAGUGACAUGAUUAAUGUUGUAGCUGAAUUUUUUAGAGGGGGGUGUUUUACCUCGGUUUUACAUUGCUUCCUAUUUGGUCCUUAUUCCUAG